Messenger RNA from Monoraphidium neglectum, 1026 nucleotides. RefSeq lists its product as hypothetical. Gene Ontology annotation, molecular function: protein binding. NCBI's taxonomy places the organism in Eukaryota, Viridiplantae, Chlorophyta, Chlorophyceae, Sphaeropleales, Selenastraceae. The record is from RefSeq and is a predicted model, not a curated record. The transcript is spliced from 4 exons. Bases 1 to 1026 code for a protein of 341 amino acids.
AUGGAGCCCUCCGGAUCGGCGAUGUUCGCGCCCGAGAACAGGGCGCACAUGGAGUCCUCAUUCCGCGCGUUCCUGGCGCGCCCCGAGAACCGCCCGCUCGUCGAGGAGCAGCAGCGGCUGGAGGUGGCGGGCGCGCUGGCCCUGCAGGAGCAGGAGCGCGAGGCGCGCCUGCGAGAGCAGGUGCUGGCUCUGCCCCCAGAGGACCAGCGGCGGCUGAAGCCUGUGCUGCAGCACUCAGUCCUGCGCCGCCUGCUGCAGUCCCUCACCAACAGCGGCCGCGACGACGGCACAGCAGCCCCCGGGAGCAGCAACAGUGGGGGGCCGCCGCCACUGGCGGAGUGGGUGGAGAACCCCAGGGUCAUGGUCAUGCUGUCGCAGGCGGCGCGCGCGCUGCGCAAGGGGGAGCUGUCGGAGCAGGAGCUGGAGCAGCUGCUGCUGGGGCAGCUGCGGGGGCGGGACGGGAAGCUGCGUCCCGAGGCGGCCACCCCCGCAGGCAGCGACGGCGGCAGCGAGGCAGCGGGGGACUGGGGUGUGGCAAGCGGGGGCGCUGGUGGUGAGGGGCAGUUGGAUGCAGUGCUGCCCAACAGAGUGGUGCUGCCGAGCCACCUACUUGUCGAGGCCCUGAACGAGCACCUGGCGGAGCGCCGCGCGGGAGGCGCGGCAUACAGGGCCGGCGACGCGCCGCGCGCCUUGGAGCACUACCGCUGCGCCGUCGCCGUCGUCGAGUUUGUGCGCGGCGCGAGCCGCGAGGAGCAGGCCGAGGUGGCGCGCUGCCUGGCGCGCGCACUGUGGUGCGAGGCGGCGGCGCGGAUGGCCCUGGAGGAGUGGGGCGCGGCAAUAGCGGCCUGCUCGCGGGCGCUCGCCGCCCUCCGCAGCGGCGGCGGCGGAGGUGCGGUUGAUGCAGGGCACCAGCUGCAGCAGCGGGCGGCGGCAGAGUCGCUGGACGCCGAGUUGGAGGCGCGCGUGCUGCUGCGGCGAGCCAAGGCGCACCUGGCGCGCCACGAGCACCCGGUGGGGGCCUGCUGA